UUUGGUACCUCUCAAAUCUUUUCUAUUCGGGGCCUCGGUUUCUGCAUUCCUAAUUUUCGGAACCUGAAUCCGAGACACUCAGCACAAUCCGUUCCGCUUCAGCUCAGACCAUGGCUACCACCGCAAUCUCCAAGGAGGCUGCUCCCGCCGCCGUGGCGGCGAUUCAGAAGAACUUUCCGGGCUCCGUGGAAGAAACCGGUUACAUUGCGACGGUUGCGGACAAGCUGAAGAAGCACGGGUUCACCAAGGACAACAGCAUCGCGCUCGUCAGCACGUGCCGCGACGAGGCGUCUCGCAUCCUUGACGCCGCCAUUGACAAGCACUUCGGGCUUACCUUCGCACUCAACGGUCUCGCGGGAGUUCCGCCCGGCGGCGCGCUCGCGAUCAAGGCCGGCGCGUCGCACAGCCCGCAGGACGAGAAUGGCAAGGAGCGAUACGUCUUCUUCGCCCUCACGCACAUCGGCAUCGACGAAACCGGGCACGUCGGCAGCAUGCGUCGCGCCGGUCGCCCCGCGCUUUCCCACGCGUGCGGCGCGCUGCUCGCGCUGACGGCGCAGUUCAGCGCGAGCAAGGAGCUGCCGAAGGCGUCGGAUGACGACUUGGAGCUGCACUACCUCACGAAGAAGCUGCUCGCGAAGAACCCCGUGCCGAACAUCGUGGCGGUUACCAAGGCGGCGGUGGAUGUUAUCAACAGUACGCUGGAGCACCUGAUCAGCGUGGCUGUGGACAGCAAGAAAGCGGAUUAUGCUGUUAUUACUGGCGUGCAGAUCCACUCCGGGAACAACCCCCCCGGCACGCCAUUCAAGCUGGAGAACACGGUGGAGUACAUCACCCCCUCCCUCGCUUACGUGGUCGUGAAUGGAGUCAAGACGACCCUGUAGAUUCCUGCCACGUGGUUUUUAUUUAUCCAUGGUUUGGAUGGAUGACGCGGGUAGCAGGGCUUCUGCGAAAGCCUUGGAGCAGGGAUUGGCGAACACUAUUUUCCCUGCAUUCCAUCUAGUGUAGAUCGGGUGGAUAUGUAAUCUCCUUGUCUAAUAAUAUUAUUGAAACGACA
Molecule: messenger RNA, 1054 nt
Organism: Closterium sp. NIES-67
Lineage: Eukaryota; Viridiplantae; Streptophyta; Zygnematophyceae; Desmidiales; Closteriaceae
Source: the annotation of a GenBank genome assembly